Messenger RNA from Talaromyces proteolyticus, 402 nucleotides. RefSeq lists its product as uncharacterized. NCBI's taxonomy places the organism in Eukaryota, Fungi, Ascomycota, Eurotiomycetes, Eurotiales, Trichocomaceae. The record is from RefSeq and is a predicted model, not a curated record. The coding region runs from base 1 to 402 and encodes 133 amino acids. Gene Ontology annotation, molecular function: protein binding. The transcript has a single exon.
AUGUACCCUAAAGUGUCAUUAGAAAGAUUACCCAUCGGAGUUCUUUGCACUAUAUUCCGGUCAGUUGGAACCAAACAUCUACGCCAAACCCUUCUUGUUUGCAAAUGGUGGUAUAAUCUCGCAGAGCCAAUUGCAUUCGAGGAUCUUGGUCUACACGCUGACGCCCUCAUCACAGCGUCCGAGGAAGCACAUCAAAGAUUUCAGAAUAAUGUGCGCCGCCUCUCCCUCGAAUUACAUGGCUUUAAAGAUGAACUGGCUAAAAAUAGCAAAAUAAUUUCAACAGAUAAAGCAAUAACGGCAAGACAGUGGAGUAAAACUCUGGCGGAUAACCUGGACAAACUCGGUGCUUUGUCGCGACACUCGGCUCGGUUGAAAUCCUUUGCAUUUAUGGCUUCGGAGUGA